AUGUCAAUGUGCACUGGUCGUGGUGCAAUGCCCACUGGCACUGGCAUCUACUCUUCGGUGCUGACUGUGAUCUCCACAAUUCCACCACUGCGAUCCCAGCAGCCUCCGUCCUGUUUAUUCUUUGUCAAAGGCCCUCGGAAAUCAGCAAGGCAAUUGGUAUCAGAGCGUCACUUCUUCAGCAGUUUGAUUGCCUUAUUUGCCCCACUUGCACCGCUAGGACUCUUUGCCGCUCUUGCUUCUAUUAUGUUCGGCCGUGGUGAUCGUUAUCCCAAAGCAAAGGUCAGAGAAAGGGACAUAGCACUCUUCCGGUUGCCAAAGACUUGA
This is a messenger RNA of Durusdinium trenchii, 324 nucleotides long. The record is from the annotation of a GenBank genome assembly. NCBI's taxonomy places the organism in Eukaryota, Dinophyceae, Suessiales, Symbiodiniaceae.